UCCGGCAGAAGAGCCAUGGAGGCGCCGCUGCGGGAGGUGCGCGUGGGCUUCAUCGGCGCGGGGCGCAUGGCCAGCGCCGUGGCCCGGGCGAUGCUGCUGGCAGGAUCGACUGUCCUGCAGCGUCCUGAGGCCUUAUCCUUGCGAGACAAUCCAGAAGGACGUGGAAGCCGCUGGCACCCCAAAGUGGUGGGCAUUCAAGCGGAAGCCACGAAGAGAGGCCUCCCCGGCUCGUGUCCCGAUAGAAAACAUCCCACCAGACAGAAAAGUCUAUUUGAGUUUCAGAGACACCUUGGAAGCCAGGCUCAAGCGGAACCCGCGGAUAGGUUUAAUCCUGCGAAUCCUAGAGAUGGUUCGCCAUCGCGGUCUGGAGUGCCUUGGCCAAAAACGGAAUAUUGGAGAUCAGAUGGAGAAGUCCAGGCCGUAAAUAUCCUGGCCAGUGCUCCAUCCAACAGGAAUCUGGACAAAUUCCAGACCUUUGCCUGCCGGACGACCCACUGCAACCUGGAGGUGCUGGAGAAAUGCUCCUUCGUAUUCCUGGCCACCAAACCCCACAUCCUCCCGGCCGUUCUGCGAGAGAUUGGCCCUGCGGUCACUGCCAGCCACGUCCUUGUUUCCAUGGCCGCCGGAGUCCCACUCCGGACCCUGGAAGAGCUGCUCCCUGCGGGGACGCGAGUCCUGCGCAUGAUGCCCAACCUUCCCUGCGAGGUCCGGUCGGGGGCCAUCCUGCUCUCUCGGGGGUCGUCCGUGGGAGAAGAGGAGGUCUCUGUGCUGAAAACCCUGCUGGCCGCGUGCGGCUUGUGUGAAGAGGCCCCCGAGUCCUAUAUCGACAUCCACACGGCGUUGAGUGGCAGCGGCGUAGCUUACGUCUACAUGUUCGCGGAAGCCCUGGCGGAAGGUGCGGUCAAGAUGGGAAUGCCCGGCCCGUUGGCCAACAGGAUCGCAGCUCAGACUUUGCUGGGAGCAGCCAAAAUGAUGCUGGAAACAGGAGACCACCCCGCUGUUCUGCGGAGCGCCGUUUGCACUCCAGGCGGCACCACCAUCCACGCCUUGCACGAGCUGGAAAAGGGGUCCCUGCGAGCCACGGUCAUGAACGCCGUGGAGGCGGCCACCAGCCGGGCUCGCGAAUUGGGCAACAGGUAGCCGGUGUGCCUGGAGGACUGUGGUGGUGCCAGGUUUCUUGCCAAAGGAAAGUCCUUCUGGGUGCGUUUUGCCUCCUUCUUGUGGACCGGGUCCAUAUCCCCAGCUAGAUGGGACCAUAGCUUUCCACCGGAAGAAAGUUGCCAGGACUCUGGCACGUGGUGGGUGCUCACGGGCAUUUGCCCCUGGGGUAGACGGUGCCCUGCCUCCUCACUGUGCACAUUGUCGUUGACCAAAUGCUAUAAUUCUGCAAGGCAGGAGGAUGUCGCCAAAUGCAGGUGACAUUGUGCCCAAUUUUCAGGUGCCCGGUUAUUACAACCUGGGAUUAUGAUCCAUUCCAAAUGUUUCCCGUUGGCGGAAUAAACCAUGGUGGCUCCAUUGCUGGCUA
This is a messenger RNA of Notechis scutatus (mainland tiger snake), 1525 nucleotides long. It is a transcript of the gene PYCR3, whose product is annotated as pyrroline-5-carboxylate reductase 3. NCBI's taxonomy places the organism in Eukaryota, Metazoa, Chordata, Lepidosauria, Squamata, Elapidae. Gene Ontology annotation, molecular function: pyrroline-5-carboxylate reductase activity. Gene Ontology annotation, biological process: L-proline biosynthetic process. The record is from RefSeq and is a predicted model, not a curated record.